AUGGACGUAUCAAGCAAAGAUGACAGCGCCUACCGAAUCCUCCUACAAAACAAAAUCCGCUACCUAACAAUCCGUCCCGGGACAUUUAACCGCUCAACCCUAUUAACACCUCUCAGCUCACUACCCAACCUCCCAGGAGACGAUGCCUGGAACUGCGCACUCAUCAACCGAGACCCAGCCAGCGGCGAACUCACCAUCGAACCACAGAACCGUAAUCUUACCGGCAUAACAAACAUCUGGCAUUCGUUGCAAAUUGACUGUCUUCAGCUAAAAAGGAAAAGACAGCUUACAGCUACUGCAUUCGAAGCAACCUACUGCGGCAGCGAGCUACCAAGCACUACUACAUCGGAAGAGAACAAAACAGUCAUUGUCAAAAUUGCCCGAUUUGAGUGGGAAAUACCCCGUCUAUCGCGGGAGACUUCUAUAUAUAAACAGUUACAAGACAUCUAUGAUCUUACUCCGCGCUUUUUGGGUCAUGUGCAUGAGCAUGGGCGUGUCAUUGGGUUUAUACUUGAAACGAUUGAGGGGCGGGAAGCGGGGAUUGAGGAUCUUGUGGGGUGUCAAGCUGUGUAUAAUUUUGUUGUUCGGGGUGAUGGUACGGUGAGGUUGAUUGACUUUGAGAGUAGUUGGCUAGAUAAGGCUGCGACUGCCAUUAUGCGUGCUGAGAUGGAGAGUCUAGGUGAGCAGUUGGUGGAGGGGACAGGACGGGGUGCUUGUUUUGCUCGGUCGGAAUAGGAUUGGGUAGCAGAUACACAUCU
Aspergillus neoniger CBS 115656 is the source of this 758-nucleotide messenger RNA. Its product is annotated as alpha-galactosidase A. The transcript has 2 exons. Bases 1 to 735 code for a protein of 244 amino acids. Lineage: Eukaryota; Fungi; Ascomycota; Eurotiomycetes; Eurotiales; Aspergillaceae. The record is from RefSeq and is a predicted model, not a curated record.